Molecule: messenger RNA, 5829 nt
Organism: Calypte anna (Anna's hummingbird)
Lineage: Eukaryota; Metazoa; Chordata; Aves; Apodiformes; Trochilidae
Gene: MMP16
Product: matrix metallopeptidase 16
Exons: 10
Coding region: 127-2028 (633 amino acids)
Biological process (GO): skeletal system development; collagen catabolic process; extracellular matrix organization
Cellular component (GO): extracellular matrix
Molecular function (GO): metalloendopeptidase activity; zinc ion binding
Source: RefSeq, a predicted model, not a curated record
GAGCUGACCCUGCCGCCGCCUGUGCUGUGUGUGAAGUGUCUGCUCCUCCUCCUCCUCCUCCUCCCCUGCUGUGGGUGAACCUGCGCUACGGGCUCUUCACCGACACGGGGAGGGGGUGGUUUGUAUAUGUGUUUAAGGCAAAGAGAGAGAGAGAGAAAGAAAGAGAGAGACCUUCCAUCCACUGAAGCACAGUUCACUAUGAUCGUACUCGCAUUCAGCACUGGAAGCCGGUUGGAUUUCGUGUCUCAGUCCAGGGUGUUUUUCUUGCAAACCUUCCUUUGGAUUUUAUGUGCUACAGUGUGCAAAGCGGAGCAGUAUUUCAGUGUGGAGGUAUGGUUACAAAAGUAUGGCUACCUCCCACCAACUGACCCCCGAAUGUCGGUGUUGCGCUCUGCAGAAACCAUGCAAUCAGCUAUAGCUGCCAUGCAGCAGUUCUAUGGCAUUAAUAUGACAGGAAAAGUGGACAGGAACACAAUUGACUGGAUGAAGAAGCCUCGAUGUGGUGUGCCUGACCAAACAAGAGGUAGCUCCAAAUUUAACAUUCGGCGGAAACGCUACGCGUUAACAGGACAGAAAUGGCAACACAAACAUAUCACUUACAGCAUAAAGAACGUCACUCCAAAAGUAGGUGAUGCUGAAACUCGUAAAGCCAUUCGCCGUGCCUUUGAUGUGUGGCAGAAUGUAACUCCCUUAACAUUUGAAGAAGUUCCUUACAUUGAAUUAGAAAAUGGCAAGAGGGAUGUGGAUAUUACAAUCAUUUUUGCAUCAGGUUUUCACGGAGACAGUUCUCCCUUUGAUGGAGAGGGAGGAUUUUUGGCUCAUGCAUAUUUUCCUGGGCCAGGAAUUGGGGGAGACACUCAUUUUGACUCGGAUGAGCCAUGGACUUUGGGAAAUCCAAAUCAUGAUGGAAAUGAUCUGUUUCUAGUUGCAGUGCAUGAACUGGGACAUGCUCUGGGCUUGGAGCACUCGAAUGAUCCCACUGCAAUCAUGGCUCCAUUUUACCAGUAUAUGGAAACAGACAACUUCAAACUACCUAAUGAUGAUUUACAGGGCAUCCAGAAGAUAUAUGGUCCACCUGACAGGAUCCCACCACCAACAAGACCUCUGCCAACAGUGCCCCCACAUCGUUCCAUCCCUCCAGUAGACCCACGGAAGAAUGACAGGCAGCCUAAACCUCCACGACAACCCACUGGUGACAAACCUUCCUAUCCUGGAGCCAAGCCUAACAUCUGUGAUGGGAACUUCAACACUCUGGCUAUUCUUCGCCGGGAAAUGUUUGUUUUCAAGGAUCAGUGGUUUUGGCGAGUCAGAAACAACAGGGUGAUGGAUGGAUACCCCAUGCAGAUUACUUAUUUUUGGAGAGGACUGCCUCCCAGCAUUGAUGCCGUUUAUGAAAACAGUGAGGGGAAUUUUGUCUUCUUUAAAGGUAACAAGUUCUGGGUUUUCAAGGACACUACUCUCCAGCCAGGUUAUCCUCAUGAUUUGAUAACACUUGGAAGUGGAAUUCCUUCCCAUGGUAUUGAUUCAGCAAUUUGGUGGGAAGACGUUGGAAAAACAUACUUCUUCAAAGGAGAUAGGUACUGGAGAUACAGUGAAGAAAUGAGAUCCAUGGACCCUGGCUAUCCCAAACCAAUCACAAUUUGGAAAGGUAUCCCAGAAUCUCCUCAAGGAGCCUUUGUCCACAAAGAAAAUGGCUUCACGUAUUUCUACAAAGGAAAAGAGUACUGGAAAUUCAAUAACCAGAUGCUCAGGGUGGAACCUGGCUAUCCAAGAUCCAUCCUCAAGGAUUUUAUGGGUUGUGAUGGACCAGCGGAUCGAGAUAAAGACCGACACAGCCCUCAAGAUGACGUUGACAUUGUCAUCAAACUGGACAACACAGCCAGCACUGUGAAAGCCAUAGCCAUCGUUAUUCCCUGCAUCCUGGCCUUGUGCCUCCUUGUCUUGGUUUACACUGUGUUCCAGUUCAAAAGGAAAGGAACACCUCGCCACAUACUGUACUGCAAACGCUCUAUGCAAGAGUGGGUGUGAUGUAGGGUUUUGGUUUUUUCUUUCCCUCCCAGGAGUUUGUGGUAACUUGAGAUUCAACACAAGAGUUGUUAUGCAGUUUCCUAGCUAGGAGCGGGCAUCUGUCGGUCUGAAACAAAGCUGAUCUUUAAAACCCAGGAGGUUGCCUGUCCUGCGCAUGAGUGACGAUUCUCUCGGCUGGGAAGCUUCCGUGAUACACAGUAUCUGCUGUUCUUCAGUCCUUUGUCUUUCUUUGUCAUUCGAUCCUAGGCCUUUCCUCUGCACGCUCAAUGCCCAAUAAACUAUCAGGAUUAACUAAUGAGGAGGAAAAACAAAACAAAACAAAAUAAAAUCUCCAGUGUUUCUACAUUUUUCCCUUAAGGCCUGUUCCCCUUUGAAAUAUUUUUUGCUGAAAGUAAAUUUUUUUAGAAAAACACAACAACCCACAACAGAACUUUCAGGAAAGUGAGAAGACCCAAAACAGCUUUGUCUCCAAAGAGGAUUGCUUUCUGUCUGCUAUGGAUACAGUCCUAAACUCCUACUUCCAGUUUUGUCAGGUGGGAGACUCGGAUGACGUGCAGGACUUCAAGACUGUUCGGACAGCCAUUUUCCAACAAACAAGGGGCCAAAAUAUCUGCAAUAUAGUAACAGCCUUAAUAAUACAUUCAUUUUGUGUUUUUUACAGCUGCUCUGGGCUACGUCCUCAAUGUUUUAAACUCGUUUAUAUUCAUUAUGAUAUUCAAGCAGGAGCUUUUUAUUGGUUUGUUUGAUUUUCGGUUGAUUUUCCUGCAUAAUCUUUCCCAAGUUGUACCAAGCCAACUGCCCCAGGCCUUUCAUAGGUCUGUCAGGAGUACUCAUUCCAAAGCAUGGUAAAAAGCAGUGUGUCUCUGAAGUGGAUUUCAAUGAACUAAAGCAACAGUCAUGCUGUAGAGAAACUCAAUGCUGGUAUUACAUUGGUGGUGUAACCCUUUGAGAACUAUUGCAUCCGUUUUCAGAGUCCGGUGGAUGUUAAUCUCAGUUGUCAUUAAAUUAUGAGAUUGUGUUUGGGUAAUACAGGUUUAAAAAGAAAACCAGUUUUUCAAAACAGAUUUCCUGUGACUGCAAGUGAAUGUUUCUUAUUAUUUGCAUUAUCAGUAUAAAAACAUUUGUAACAUAACUAGAAAAGAAAAUAUAUUUACCAGCUACUUUCUGGUUAAAGGAAUCAAACCUAUUUUAAUAACUAAUAACACUUACCAAGAAUUUUUCUGAACUGGAGACAGUUUUAUAGCUUAGCUUUUUGUCUUAAGCAUCUUGGAUUUCUCUUUUAAACUGUGUUGCAUGAUAAUUCAAUUUGCCUCUCCAGAGGUAGAAUUACAGUUUCAAAGGAAAGCUAAAACGAAGACUCUGGUAUUGCAUGAGUAUCCUCUGGUGUGUUACCCCUUUGCAUGUUCACCAUAGUUCUCAAAGGGUUAGUCAAGUUUCUGGCCUUCAGCUGAACAUAGUAUCACUGACAGAGCCAGGGGACCACCAAAGCAUUUUGUCUUUGUGUAAUUUGUGCUAACAGCAGUAUUGUCAUUUUCAUGUGAUCUGCAGAGCAGGUUUGUAUCAAUAUUUUUUUCCUAGAGAAAAGUCAGCAACUGACAGACCUCUUUAUUGAUUUUAGGAGCUGCUUCUUGCAGUGAUAGGCUUUACAGUCACUGGGCUGUGAACUUAUUAAAGAUGGUCAGAAUGAUGCACCCCAAAAGUCAGACACCUGGUUUUUUAUGAAAGCCAGGAUUUGAGGGGAGUAGCUUUUGCAACAAUGAACAGCUUGCCUUGAACUUGAUUAUUGACCUGUUGACUGUCAUUACCAAGUUAAACAUAGUCUUCUGUGAACAGCUUCACUGUCUGAAUUUCCUUAAAGUGUACUGUCCUAUGUCUUUGAUCUUUAACCUCUGACUUACAAACUGGCACAAACUGAAGGGAAUCUGGUGUUGCAAAUGAACUAAGAUGAGUUUCAUUUCUUAAAAGACCUGAUAUACACUAUCCAAAAACUGAGUAAAAAUGUUCAAGUGUUUUCUUAGGAAAGAACUGACAAAACCUGAAAUAUUUAUGAUAGAUCUGUAGAAGGGUAUUUUGCUAUGUAUACAUGCACACUCUAAAAAUGAGCUACAGUCAAAGUUAAUUUUUAUUUAACUUGAAUACAAUUUUCAGUAUAAAAUUAUCAUUUCUACAAAUAGCUAGAUAUUAAUUAAAAGGUUAUAGGAAAGUAUUAAAAUACUUGAAAUGGCCAGUAUUGGCUUUUACAUAAAAUGAAACUUUUAUACUACAUUCAGUCAAUUUCUUACUUGUUUCUUAAUCCACAUAACUGGAUCAUUUUUUAGAGAGUGUAAGUAUAUAUGCAUAUAUAUUAUGGUUAUUAUUAUUUUGGUAAUGGAUAGCUUGACUGCCUUGAAUUUAUAUUUAUAUUGAGCAUAGCAUGAAAAAUAGUAUGCCUUUUUGUUAAAUUACAUGAUUUUAUAUUGAUUUGAAGACUUAUUUUAUGAACAUAUGUGGCAUGCUAUAAAGCAUUGCAAACUUGUUUCUUAGAGCAUAAACAGAUAUGCAUAUGUACGGCUAACAAAAAUGAAGACUAGAGAAAGGUAUAUAUUUACAACAAAUAUGCAAUGCAGAUGGCAUUUUGGAAUUUUGUAGAGGUACUGCACACUGUAGUUUAGAAGUGCAUCAGUAUCAGCCCAUAGCAUUAUUUAGUAAAUCCAGUUCAGCUGUUGCUGAAAAGAUACAUUAACAGUUAAGUAACAGCUUGUUUACUGUUCAUCAGCUCAUUUGGUGAAUUUGGAAUUCUAUACCUUUUUGUCAUAUAUAUAUAAAAAUGUGUGUGUGGUUGUAUACUUAUAAAUGUAGACAAACACACACAUGCACAUACAUGCAUAUUUUAAUCCAUGGAGAGAUUUUUAAUGUCAGCAAACUACUAUAUCUUUUGUUCUGCUACAGGAAGAACAAAAUUAUUCAUGUUGCUAUUCCAAUUUUGUCUCUUGGAUAGUUGGUGGAAAAUACUACUAGCACUACUUAUUCUGCAUUUGGUUUUCCUCUACAGUAGGAGAACUUAUUUUAUAUUAUCUUGAAGUCAGAAGAGCAUCUCAUCUGUUCUUUUAUUCACUGGAAAAUUUCACUUUAAUUUUGAAAUAUCUUUCAUGGCAGCUUUAACUUUUCUGUGCAACUGUUUCCCUGACUGUAAUGAAGUGCUGAGCAUGUUGACUGUUGUUCUUUGAUUAGGUAACAAAAAUGUUUGUAUUUGGAGAAUUUAACUUUAAUUAUGCAGGAAGGUAAGUGUGAUAAGUCUAGUGCUUGGUAUAUGGUACAUCAUAGACACAUGAGUACAUAAUAAGUUGAUUGUUUAAUCUAUUUUCUUUUAAUUAAAAGUGCAUAUAUAUUAUAUACAGAGAGAGGGAGAAAAGAAUAAUAUUAUAUUGGCAUGUUUAUGUCAUACAGAGCAAGAUUGUGUCAGAAUUUCUAUUACGUACUCCUAUUUUCAGUAUGUUAUAACACAGUCAUAAAGGUUUGCUUUAAGAAAAAAUGUAGGAGCAGUUGUGUUCACUGUAAUUCUCAAAUACAUACUGCCUAGUUUCAAAUUAUAGAAGUUCAGAAAAAAUAAGUGAUGUUGCCUGAUUUCAUUUUGAACUCAAACAAGUAAAAGUUCUAAGACAAUGUUAUUUUUUUGAACAGUUGUUUUUCUACCAGGACUUAUAAUUCGAAGAAUUAAGAAAAAACAAAUUGAAAAUAUUUUCAGUUCUGCAAUCUGGGUUCCUGCUCGUGUGCCGUAACUUUUUUUUCAUCAAGUUUUCAAUAAACAUUUCCGUAUUGCUA